AUGUAUUCACCACCAGAUGGAAUAUCAAGAAGUGCUAAAAGACGAAAAUUACGUUUAAUGUGUAUUGAUUUAACAAGUGAUAUUGAAAAAAAUGAUGAAGAAAAUAUUUUAACAAAAUAUGAAUUUGCUGAUAUAAAAGAUUCAUGUAAAAUUGAAUAUAAUGGCGAAUCAAUUGAAUUUAAUGUUAAACAAUUAAUUUAUUUAAAUAAAUUAGGUGAAGGAAGUUUUGGUUUAGUUCAUUUAGUUAAAUUAGAAAAUCAUCCAAAUGUUAAAUUUGCAUGUAAACGAUUAACACUUGAACAUGAUGGAUAUCAAAAUUAUUCAUCUCAAAGUGAUUUAAAAGCAAUGAGAACUGUUGGAAAUGAUCGUCAUCCGCAUAUUGUUUGUUAUUAUGGAGCUUUAAUUGAUGAUGGACAAUUGAUUAUUUGUAUGGAACCACUUGAAACAAGUAUGGAUAAAUUUUAUCCAAUUCUUCAUUCACAAUUUCAUCCAACAGCAAUUUUAUUAGAUAAAUUUAUUCGAAGAUUAGCUAAACAUAUUGUCUUAGGACUUAAUUAUCUUAAAUCAAAAAAUUUAAUUCAUCGAGAUGUUAAACCACAAAAUAUGUUAGUUGCAAAUAAUGUUAUUUUUAAAUUAUGUGAUUUUGGUAUUUGUGGAACAUUAAAAGAUUCGAUUUCAUCAACUCAUCUUGGAUCAAUGAGAUAUUUACCUCCUGAACGUCUUGGAAAUAUUUGUUCUUAUGGAACACGAUCUGAUAUGUGGGCAUUAGGAAUGAGUCUUUUAGAAGUAAGUCAAGGUUAUCUUCCAUUAUCAUCCGAAUCAAUAAUGUCAUUUAUGUCUCAUAUGAAAAAUGAUUGGCAACCAGAUAUACCUACAACACUUUCUCAACAAACAAGAGAUUUAAUUUCAAUAUUACUUGAACGUGAUGUAAAUCAACGUCCACGUUAUUAUAAUGAUAUAUUAUCUAUGCCUUCAAUGACAACUCUUGAACAAAAUCCAUCAGAAGAUGAAAGAAAUCUUAUUGAAAAUAUUCUUAAAUCAUUACCAAUACCAACACCUGAAUAA
Molecule: messenger RNA, 1065 nt
Organism: Adineta steineri
Lineage: Eukaryota; Metazoa; Rotifera; Eurotatoria; Adinetida; Adinetidae
Source: the annotation of a GenBank genome assembly